Phlebotomus papatasi is the source of this 2201-nucleotide messenger RNA. It is a transcript of the gene Caper, whose product is annotated as RNA-binding protein 39. Gene Ontology annotation, molecular function: RNA binding. Lineage: Eukaryota; Metazoa; Arthropoda; Insecta; Diptera; Psychodidae. Bases 126 to 1736 code for a protein of 536 amino acids. The record is from RefSeq and is a predicted model, not a curated record. Gene Ontology annotation, biological process: mRNA processing. The transcript is spliced from 6 exons. Gene Ontology annotation, cellular component: nucleus.
GUAGACGUCAUAGUUUUUUUGUCGCAUUCUGCUGGAAGAAGUGUCUGGCGCGUGAAGGAGGAUAAAACACAAGUUUUCUGGUUGUUAAACUAUACAGAACAUUGUAAAAACAGUCAGGUCUCAAGAUGGCCGAAGAUUUGGACUUGGUCGAAGCCAUGUUGGAAGCUCCAUAUCGAAAAGACGAUGACGUGAAUUUUUCAUCGCCAAGUAGAGUACAGAAUGGAAAGGACAAGGAGAAUAAGCGGGGAAGGAGCCAUUCGAGGGCUGGAGCAGGAGAGCACGGUGUGGAAAAGGAUAGGUCGCGUAGGAAAUCCCGGGAGAGGAAUCGUUCGCGCGAGAAGCGUCGCAGGAGUCGGUCGAAGGAGAAGGAGAAAGAGAGGGAAAAGGAGAAACGCAGGAGUAGAUCGAGAGAUCGAAUUGAACGGAUUGAACGUCGUCGCCGGAGUCGAUCACGUGAGCGUCGUCGUUCGCGUUCUAAAGGCAAAAAGCGCAGUCGUUCGCGUGAGAGACGCCGUACUCGAUCUAGAGAUAGGCGUCGCAGCCGAUCACCGAUCAGAAGACGAAGAUCACCAUCUCCUAGGCACUUUCGACGAGGAAGGACACCACCAAAUGGCUUGGGGCAUCAUUCACCGCCUGAAGAUCUGAGCCCUGAAGAGCGCGAUGCCAGGACCGUUUUCUGCAUGCAGCUGUCACAACGAAUUCGUGCCAGGGACCUGGAGGAGUUCUUCUCGAGUGUCGGAAAAGUGCGAGAUGUGCGUCUGAUCACCUGCAACAAAACAAAACGAUUCAAGGGGAUCGCCUACAUCGAAUUUAGAGAUCCAGAAUCUGUUCCACUGGCUUUGGGACUUUCAGGACAGAAACUUCUGGGUAUUCCUAUAAGUGUGCAACAUACGCAGGCUGAGAAAAAUCGCCUGGCAAAUACUGUUCCUGCGAUUCUGCCGAAGAAUCCUUCGGGUCCGAUGCGUCUCUAUGUUGGCUCGUUGCAUUUCAACAUAACCGAAGAUAUGUUGCGUGGUAUUUUUGAGCCUUUCGGCAAAAUAGACUCCAUCCAGUUGAUAAUGGACAAUGAGACGGGAAGGUCAAAGGGUUAUGGCUUUAUAACCUUCCACAAUGCCGAAGAUGCUAAGAAGGCACUUGAGCAGUUGAAUGGUUUUGAAUUGGCGGGGAGACCGAUGAAGGUGGGCAAUGUCACAGAGCGCCUGGAUAUGAAUACCAAUACAUCCCUGGAUACAGAUGAGAUGGACAGGAGUGGGAUUGAUUUGGGGGCAACGGGGCGGUUGCAGUUGAUGUUUAAGUUGGCCGAAGGAGCAGGAUUGGCAGUGCCACAGGCAGCGGCAAAUGCUCUUCUGGCCACAGCACCUCAACAGCCACCGACACAGCCGACAUCAGCAGCUCCGCCAAUUGCUACGCAGUGCUUUAUGCUGAGCAAUAUGUUCGAUCCGACCAGUGAAUCGAAUCCGGCAUGGGCACAAGAGAUUCAGGAUGAUGUGAUUGAGGAGGCAAAUAAGCACGGGGGAUGUUAUCAUGUGUUUGUGGAUAAAUUGUCGCCGCAGGGGAAUGUUUAUGUAAAGUGUCCGAGCAUUGCGACGGCCGUCUUGGCGGUCAAUUCACUCCAUGGACGAUGGUUUGCCGGACGAGCCAUAACAGCUGCCUACGUUCCACUUCUCAAUUAUCAUACACUCUUUCCGGACUCAGUUACAGCAGCAAAUCUUCUGAUGCCAUCGAGAAAGGGUUAGGCUUACCCUUUAUUUUCUGCCCAAAAAAAAAAAAGAAAAUCACCAGGUAAUUUAAGAAAAAAACAAAACUUACCCAAAAACAAAAGAAUCAAUUCACAAUAAAAAAAACUUCGUUGUGAUGGAAAUUGUCCAAGUAAAAAUUUUCUGUUGAUGAUUUUUUCUAAUGCAAAAAAAUUCCACUGAACAAAAAUUGCAAAUAGUUUUUUUUCUUCAAACAAGUGAAAUAUUGCGCAAUUGAGAGAGAAUUAACAAAAAAAAAAUAAGAGAGAACUUCUGUAUGACUUUUUAUAAAAGUUUUAGAAAUUUCACAAAUAAAAGUAUGAUAAUGAUUUUUUUUUGAGUUGUCCGAAAGAGAGAGGUAGAUGCUGUUUAUGUGAGUGCACUCAAAAGGAAUUAUCAUUAUUUUCUUGUGUAGCAUAUAGAAUUGUAGGGGUAUCAAUAAAAUUAUGAGAAAAUAUGGAGAAA